AUGGGUGCCUUCGUGUCACUAAACUGCAACGAUUUCACUCCGGCUGAGGGUAUCGAUAAGACCCAUGCGAGUUCGAAACUGCAGUCCCCUCCAGCCGGGAUGAGAACCCUUUUGGGGAGCUUGUCGAGUGUCAUUUCAGGCCCGCCUCUUCCGCCACCACCAUCGGCUGCUAUCUAUCGCGAGACCGGCAUCCUCGACUCUCUAACUGAAGAGGAUGACCCGGUUUGUUCUAAUGACUCGUUGGAAUUCUGGCCCAUGACCAGUCACCUGCGGGAACUGCGCUACUCCUCACUGCUGCUUCAACCUGAGGCGGGACGAGACCGGUUGUCCCUUCCUAGAAAGUCUUCACGAAUAGCGUCGCUCUCGAAUUCGGCUUUUUCCGCUCAUGUCUACCCGAACCUUGAAGUCUCGAAAGCACUGAUUCAGGCACCACUAAUACCCUCCUCUAAUGAUACUCCAAAAACUGAGUCAUCCCUCGAAGCUGAUAGAUAUUGGUCACGUUUGGAUGACAAAAUGGUCCCAAAGACAAUACCGAAUCACCUGAAUUGCAGUGCGUUAGGCGGGAAUCAUGUAAAAGAUAAAGAAAAUGAUAAGAAUGAGCAUAAAUGCACAAAUAUUGCCUUACAUAAUGAAAAUAUGAGGGCCGGCAAAGAUAGCAAAGAUGGUGGCGAUAUGGAAGAUACAGUCAUUUUAGAAAAAAGGAAAGUUUGUCACCAUAUAGCCCUGAAGACAGCCGCAUCAUCAAGUCACUUGGACAAUCAGUUGCCAUGGGUACAUCAACGCGCAUCGCUGCUAGCCUCCACUAACAACUACACUAACCUUACCCAAAUCUGCCAGUCAAUUAGGCCUGGCGUCAGCCAAAGCUGGCCGAAUGUCAGUUUCUCUAUGAGCCCAACCAGCAAAGGGGUUGUCAACUGGUCGUCUGCCCGCCUUAAGAUACCAAAAUCUCGGUUUAAUACUGCAAUCACUACUUUGGCCAACUCAUGCUUCUGUCUCGAGCAGUCUCAACGGCCUAACCAACAUUUACAGCAGCACAAGUAUCUUCAAUCUGUGCCUCAUGUCCAGUCAUCUGCCUACAGGCUGUCAGUCAGUUGUUGUUGUUGUUGUUGUUACGCUCAUCACCGAAGCGCAAUUCGUCUUCACCACCACCAACUGCCAAUACACUCUCACUCGAGGCAGCAUCAGAUGUUGGGAUUUUGUGCCAAGACCGAUUCGGACGUACUAGAAGCCCCAGCUAAGAUGGACGACAGUAAAGAUGACAGCUCAACUCUUGUCGUCCCGAUGGAGACCCGUUCAAUGGGACUUUACAGGAUGACUGCGGGUCUACAAACAGACGAUUUCAGCCAAUGGCGUCCUCCAGUCUGGCAGCACAAUUGUCCAUCGUGCCUAGUUUGGUGGACGGAGGCGCCAGGAUCUCGGUUACAUCAGCCGACAUGCCUGAUCGCCGAGUCGCAUAGGGUCCGAGCUCAAACUGAGAAUCUACCGGUGAGACGGCUUGGUCGAAAGACGAUAGUGCCUCCGCUGUCUGCAAGUGUGUGGUACAGUAAACUCGACGAUCGGCUCCCAUUGGAUCAGACGUCCGAGUCUAGACUGUGGACAGCGGCCAAUUCUGCUGCUGCUUCUGCCUCCCUCAUCACCGCCACUAUCACCACCAUUUGCACCAGUUCUACUGCUCAUAAUCAUUCGGAAAUUGGGGUCCGCUAUCAAAGCGCAAAAUUGGAGGCUGGAACAAGCACAACUUUGGCAUUGGCUCGUGGUCAAAUUGUGUCUCCUUCAUCUUUUAAUUGUGUCUUUUCACAAUGUCCGCUAAGGCAUAGGCUUCUGGAGGUACAAAAACAGGAACAACAGUCAUCGGUAAAUCAUUUCACGCUCCUCAAAGUGAUUUCUUCAAGUGAGUGUAAAUCGAAAUACAAGAAAACGGAUGAUGGGAAACAAACCAAGUGGAAUUUGGUAGAAAAAGAGCAUCAAUCUAGUGACCAACUGCUGAGUGAGAAGGGUGCAGAAACGACGCAAGAAAAGUUGGAGAAUGAAAAGAUUACUCGGAUGCAAUUGCAUAUUAGAACUGUAACUGAUGCUGACAGUAUUGAGGACAAUGACAUCCUUACUGUUGAUACCAACAAAAGUGAAACGCUCAUCUACAAUCGUUCGAUCAGUAAUGAUGCUGUUAAUGACAUCAAAUCCGGACACACUUGCGACUAUCCAUCAAGCCGAAUGUAUUUACAGACAAAUGUUCGUGAGUCCUGGCCAUAUUCUAGCAAUUCUCACAAAAGGAUCCAUGAAUCGGUGAGUCACGCAUGUAUACGCUCUCAUUAUCAACUGCAUAAUAUACCAUCUUCUCGAAAGCAUCUAAACCUUCCAAUUGGGCAGUAUUAA
Protopolystoma xenopodis is the source of this 2373-nucleotide messenger RNA. Lineage: Eukaryota; Metazoa; Platyhelminthes; Monogenea; Polystomatidea; Polystomatidae. The record is from the annotation of a GenBank genome assembly.